UCUCCGGAUCUUCCAACUUUUUUUCUCCCCCCAGCUGGAAGCUGCCGACGCGUGCCCGUGCCCGGCCGGAAUCCGGUCUCAAUCACGCCGCCCACCUCGCCGCUGUGCGCGCUCCCGCUUUUCCCGCAAAGCUUGCGAUCGAGCUGCGAGCGCUGUUCAGUACACGGCGACCCCAAAAAGGAAUAAAAGAACAGGAACUGGCUUUUAGGGGCAGAAAGCAAGAGAGGAGAGAAAGGUAAAGGGGCAAAAAAGAGAAGCAGUAUAUAGACAACCACUGGAACCGAGCAGACAACGGAGACCCCGCUGAGUACAGGAGUCUAACAUGAGCGUGUGCUGGCAAUCCGUAUCUGUCCUUAAGCUCAUACACUGAACGAUGUUUGGACCGCAUCGGAGACGAUCUGAAGGUUGAACUGGGCGUUGCAAGGACUGUUCAUCCCAUUUUGCGACGUUAUUGCUCAAGGACCGACCACGAAUCGCCCGCUAAAGCUGCAAUUUGUCGCAAAAUCAGAGGGGGAAAAAGCCGAACUUCAAGAACAAGCUGCCUUCAGCAAGACUGGGAAGCCUGUUUGAUUGGGAGGAAACUCGCAUGUCUCCAUCGCUGUACUGUAGAAGUACAUUAAGGCUACAGAAAGUGGGGGUCUGCAUUAAACAGUGCUCUUGUUGCAUAAUGCUUUGCGGGCGGCGGAGUUUACUUCUAGGGUACGUGAAGGAUUCAAUUGACAAGGAAAGACCAACAUAUUUCUGAUAUUUUUUCUUCAUUUUAAUAAUUCAAAGCACUUCUUCGAGGGUGCUGAGGAUACAAAUGGCAUGCGGAUUUGUUUUGUUGGCCAGUUCCACGAACAAUCCUACGUGUCUCUGAAUGAAUUUACUUUAUGAAUGAAUUUACUACUACAAAAGUAAAACUGUUGUGAGCAUGAAGAAGCGUUUAGUCCAGAUGCUUGUCGCUCUCUACAGCCUGUAAAAUAGCCUAAUCCAAAUCCUUCUGAAUCUGAACGAGACAUUUUGACGCGGAAAAAAGAAACUUCAGCGCAGAUGAGGAGUAGAAGGCAAAGGAAACACAAAAAGUGAUAGUUGUGUAUUUGCCCACAUUUUUAAACACCAGAAACAAGUGUUGAAGUUCGUAUAAGGAUUGAAUAAAAAAUCGGCAUCGUCGGUUAGCUGGUUUCACUGCCUGACUUGCGUGCUGGACGGUGGAGACGGAUCUUGGCUGUCAGGACGCCGACCACGCCGGUGCGCCCUGAACGCCCGCCUGUCUAUCGGACUCCGUGUGCGUUUCCCAAGGCCGACAUGGAGGAGUGGAGACAAUGCGGACGGUGGCUUAUAGACUGCAAGGUCCUGCCUCCCAGCCACCGGGUCGUAUGGCCGUCAGCCGCCGUGUUCGACCUGGCCCAGGCGCUCAGGGAUGGGGUGCUCCUCUGUCAAAUGCUCCACAAUCUCUCGCCCGGAUCAGUGGACCUUAAGGAGAUCAACUUCCGUCCGCAGAUGUCACAGUUUCUGUGCCUGAAGAACAUCCGGACGUUCCUCAAGGUGUGCCACGACAAGUUUGGAAUGCGCAACAGCGAGCUCUUCGACCCCUUCGACCUUUUCGAUGUGCGGGAUUUUGGGAAGGUUAUUUCUGCGCUGUCUAGGAUCUCACAUCACAGCAUCGCGCAGAAUAAAGGGAUCAGGUCCUUUCCAUCAGAGGACACCACGCUGAACGAGGACGAUGUGUACCGAAGCCUGGAGGAGCUGGCGGACGAGCACGACGUCGGGGAGGAUGACAUCUACGACUGCGUGCCGUGUGAUGAAGAUGGGGACGAUAUCUACGAGGACAUCAUCAAGGUGGAAGUGCGGCAGCCCAUGAUAAGGUACAUGCAGAAGAUGGGCAUGUCAGAAGAGGACAAACGAAACUGCUGUUUGGUGGAAAUUCGCGAAACGGAAGCAAAGUAUUACAAGACACUGGAAGAUAUUGAGAAGAAUUAUAUGAUUCCACUGAAGCAAGUCUUAAGUCCACAAGAUAUGGAAGCCAUUUUUGUUAACCUGGAGGAUGUGAUCAAAGUACAUUUCUCCUUACUGAGGACCAUCGAAACGAACAUUCUGGCAGGAGGAAAUGGCUUGGGUCAGAUCUUCUUGGACUUCAAGGAGAGGCUCCUAAUCUACGGCCAGUACUGCAGCCACAUGGAGAACGCACAGAAGACUCUCGAUGAGCUCAUCGCCACGCGGGAGGAUGUCAGGGUGAAAGUGGAGGAAUGCACUAUGAAGGUUCAGGAAGGGAAAUUCAAGCUGCAAGAUCUGCUGGUGGUGCCCAUGCAGAGGGUUCUCAAGUACCACCUCCUGCUGAAGGAGCUGUUGAGUCAUUCUGCGGACAGGCCGGAGAGGCAGCAGUUGAAGGAGGCACUGGAGGCCAUGCAGGACCUGGCCAUGUACAUAAACGAGGUGAAAAGGGACAAUGAGACUUUGAAGAAGAUCAGUGAAUUUCAGAGUUCCAUAGAAAAUUUACAAGUGAAACUGGAGGAGUAUGGAAGACCGAAGAUAGAUGGGGAGCUGAAGGUCUGCUCCGUGGUGAAUCGAACCAAGCAAGAUAGGUAUAUUUUCCUGUUUGAUAAAGUGGUCAUCGUCUGCAAGCGAAGAGGGUACAGCUACGAGCUGAAGGAGAUCAUCGAGCUGCAGUCGUACAAAAUGUCCGACGACCCCAUGAACAACAGAGACAUGAAGAAGUCAAGUGGAAAGAUGUGGUCCUACGGGUUCUACCUGAUCCACCUGCAGGGGAAACAAGGCUUCCAGUUCUUCUGUAAAACGGAGGACACCAAGAGGAAGUGGAUGGAGCAGUUUGAGAUGGCUAUAUCCAACAUAAAGCCAGAACGAGCAACCGCCAACCAGCACAACUUCCAGAUGCACACGUUUGAGAAGAACACCAACUGCAGAGCCUGCAAGAUGCUAUUAAGGGGUAUCUUCUACCAAGGGUACUACUGUUCCAGGUGCGGGACUGGUGCUCACAAGGAGUGUCUGGAGGUCAUCACCAUCUGUAGAAUUAAUCCUCUUGAUUCGGAACCUGGACCACUGGCAUCAGGUCCAAAGAUGGUGGCGGUUCGGAAUUACCAUGGGAUUCCCGCCCCUCCAGGAAAGUUGCCGCUGUCUUUCCAGUCGGGUGAUGUCAUCGAGCUGCUGAAGGGUGACCCCGAUACCUCAUGGUGGGAGGGAAGACUGAUCCAGAAUCAGAAGAGCGGCCUUUUUCCCAGCUCCUUUGUGAAGCCGUGUCUUGAUCCAAAGCCUUUCCAGCCUCUUCCCAACCGGCAGUCAUCCAGGGAAACUGAUUACAACGUUUACCCAUGGUUCGCGGGGAACAUGGAGCGACAGCAGGCCGACAACCUGCUGAAGUCCCACAGCAGUGGCACCUACCUGAUCCGCGAGCGGACAGCCGAAGCGGAGAGGUUUGCCAUCAGCAUUAAGUUCAAUGACGAGGUGAAGCACAUAAAAGUCAUAGAGAAAGACAAUUGGAUCCACAUCACUGAAGCAAAGAAGUUCGAAAGUCUCCUGGAGCUGGUGGAGUACUAUCAGACCCACUCUCUGAAGGAGAGCUUCAAGCUGCUAGACACCACGUUACGGUACCCCUACAAGUCCCGGGAGCGCUCUGUAUCUCGAGCCAGCGCCCGCUCUCCAGCUCCCAGUGCUUCCUACAACUUCUCUUUCCUCAGUCCUCAGGGCCUCAACUUCUCCUCCUCUGCCGCCCCCUUCUGGUCAGUGUUCACGCCGAGAGUGGUCAGCACAGCAGUUGCCCGGUACAACUUCGCCGCCCGUGACAUGAGGGAGUUGUCCCUGAGGGAAGGUGACGUUGUCAAGAUCUACAGCAAGAUCGGGGGUGACCAGGGCUGGUGGAAAGGCGAGGUGAACGGCAGGAUCGGCUGGUUUCCCUCCACAUAUGUGGACGAAGAAGGAGUGCAGUGAUUGGAGAAGAGGUUCUGACAUCAUCUCUCAAUCGCCAACCAAAAGAGAUUCCUUUUAUAGCCCUCUGAGAGGACUCUUAAGUUUCCUUGGAAACCGCCUGUUGAACAUUAUGCUGGAAUCUCGCCUCAGCUGAUUUUUUUCAGUGACCGUUUGUACUAAUGUUUUUGUUUUUCCCCGCGUGUGUGCGUAUGAAUCUGCUUCGUGUUUCAAAACGUCUUGUUCGAUUUCCUUGGCGGUGAUCUAGUGGUUUUAUUGCUGAGAGCAGUAAGAUGCCACAUUUCGGGCGGAGAAACCGGCUUUGUGGUGAAAAAGCAGCUUAAUGUCACUUUGUUGUACAGUAAUAGCCUGUGUGUUAAAUGCAGGUCAUUGGGGAGUGGGUAAUAUAAAAAAGUAGAAAUAAUUUAUUUUAACAAUGGACCAAUAUAAAUGAAUGAUUUUCAGAGUUGAUGCUAAUCAAUGGCUACAUAUGAGAGCAGGGAGAGAAUUAGGACAGUAUUGGAGAAACUACCUUAGCUGUCAUGGUAAAGCGGUACUCCGAUAGCUUAAAGGGUACGUAGGCGUGUCUUUUUACCUUGUUUGGGGUUUAGCUGCCCUCUCCAAAUACCUGGUGCCUUGAAACGGGUGGUCACCAGCCGCAAAAAAAAACCUGCACGUGGUUUCCCUCUGUUGCCAGAAUCACCGGAGUGUUUAGGAGCUGGUCUGACAACAGGAGUACUGAUGUGCUCUUUCCGCACGACCCUCUGGGACCAGAACAUGCAGAGAAGCCGAGCUGAGGGGGGGGGGGGGGGGGAGCCAUCUGUUCACCUGUGAAACUCACCCCCUCCCCCCAACCCCGGCCUGAUGGUGCUCCCCAUCUGCUCAUUUAGGGUAAACUAAACACAGCCAUUGAGGUUCAGAGGAUCAUCUUUGUGUCACACUUGUAACAAAAACUGCACUCUGCCUCUCGUCUUUCAUUAUGCUGUUUUAUGCAUCUGAACGUUUUACCCAUAAGCCCUGACCUCCUGAGUCCCGUGGCUCGGUUAUAAAGGGGGUGUCCCCACAGUGUAUAUUUUGGGAGUUUGGCUGUGAGGAAUUCGCUCCAGGUUGUAGGCCAACCGCUCUAGAAUUAAUUUCAUCGAUGGUGUCAGUGCACUUUAAAACAAUUUGUCAAAAUGGAUGAUAAAAGGGAAACUGAUUUCAGAGCUGGUACUGUGUACUUACCCAGAUACAGGAGGAUGCACUCCUCAGAGAGAGUAGGUUUCAUUUCAAGGUGUCAAAUCAGCAUUGUCAGCCGUCAAAUCAGGAUUAUCAGCCGUAAAAUCAGCAUCAUCAGCCGUCAAAUUAGCAUUGUCAGCCGUCAAAUCAGGAUUAUCAGCCGUCAAAUCAGCAUUGUCAGCCGUCAAAUCAGGAUUAUCAGCCGUAAAAUCAGCAUUAUCAGCCGUCAAAUCAGGAUUAUCAGCCGUCAAAUCAGGAUUAUCAGUCAUCGGCAUUCGUUUUUCUCUUUCCCUACCCGAUCCUUACGACUGAUCAGCAGGUGCUUGAAUUUCUUAUUAAAAACAGCUGACCACUUCUUCUGGUACUGGGUGAUAACUGCCAUUGUUGGAGGCACAGUCCAUCAAGGAUACUGUGCAAAAAGCUACCCUAUAAAAGGCCAAAUAAGGACACAAACACUGGACGCCUAUAAAGCGAUAUGUAGGUUUGAUCUUUCCGGUAUCAAUAGGAAAUAUAUAAUUGCAUUAUGCAUCUAGCUCAAUGUUUCCCAAUCCGGUCCUCAGGGACACACAGUCGGUUCGUGUUUUUGCUCCCUCCGAGCUCCCUGCCAGACAGUCCAUGUUUGUGCUCCCUGGUAGGGACUGCUUGUCUUGUGGGUCCCCGAGGGCCAGAUUGGGAAACACUGGUCUAGCUAAUGGACAUUGGAAAAUCUCAGAAAUAGUACUGUUCUAAUGGGAGCAACAAUAUAUUUAAGAAUGAAAAAAGCAGAACUUGCUUUCAACAAAAUGAGAUUUUUACAGACUAAACAUUACAGGAGAACAGCCUUUCCAGUGUGAUGCUACGUGGAAGACUUCUGCAGUACAUUGUAUGGUCAGUCACUAGUGACAACUGUCCAGCUCUAGCAGUGAAACUGUGCCAGUGGUUUUCCAAACACUGACCACACUGGUCUUGGUUGUGGAGCAAAGGCACAGCCUGACAAAGGGGUAAGUCACUGUUUGUGUAUGAGGGAGAACCCACUGCAUGUGGUCAUCGAUAUUCCAGCUCUACAAGACAUGUUGUGUACUUCUUUUGAAUGGUCGACGAUUUCCAAAUACAGUCUAUCGAAUAAACAUUUCUCCUUUUGCCUAA
Messenger RNA from Paramormyrops kingsleyae, 6243 nucleotides. RefSeq names its product guanine nucleotide exchange factor VAV2-like. Gene Ontology annotation, cellular component: cytoplasm. Gene Ontology annotation, molecular function: guanyl-nucleotide exchange factor activity; protein binding. Gene Ontology annotation, biological process: cell migration; intracellular signal transduction; regulation of GTPase activity. NCBI's taxonomy places the organism in Eukaryota, Metazoa, Chordata, Actinopteri, Osteoglossiformes, Mormyridae. The record is from RefSeq and is a predicted model, not a curated record.